Messenger RNA from Sphenostylis stenocarpa, 804 nucleotides. Lineage: Eukaryota; Viridiplantae; Streptophyta; Magnoliopsida; Fabales; Fabaceae. The record is from the annotation of a GenBank genome assembly.
AUGGCAGCCUCAUCACAAUCCACCUCAUUGCAUCACCAGUUUCUCAACACAACCACCGUCCAGAAUGGCACAAACGAUAUUGAAACAGUUUAUACAGAAGAAGCACUUCCAAAUCUUACUUCAUUCAUGGAGAACAAAGAUGAGAACGAGGAAGAUCAAAAGUCCACAGCCAACCGGAGCUCUAUCAUUCUGGCAUUGGACUCUAGUCAUGAGAAGCCAGAAGGGCUUACCAGCAGAAACUACUUCAUAGGGUUCUCUUGCACCAUAGGUGCUGGUUUGUUGUUUUCUUUGUACUUACCAGUGAUGGAGAAGAUCUACAAGAGGGUGUACUGCUACCAGAUGGUGAUGGAAAUGCAGCUCAUAAUGGAGAUUGCAGCAACAGCCUUGGCCACUGUAGGCAUGGCAUGGGACGGAGGGUUUUCUGACAUGAAGGAGGAGGCUGAAAGGGUUUUCGACAAGGGAACAACCGCUUAUUGGGUAACUGUUAUAUCAACUGUCGUGACAUGGCAAUGUUGCUUUAUGGGAACUGCAGGAAUGGUUUUUCUGACAUCUUCACUCACUGGAGGGAUUUGCUCCACAGCUUUGCUGUCCAUAAAUGUGUUGGGUGGGGUGCUGGUUUAUAAAGAUGCCUUUGGAGGUUUUAAGGCUGUGUCAACUGUUUUGUGCAUUUGGGGCUUCUGCUCAUAUGUCUACGGCAUGUACAUCAAACUGAAGAAAAAUAAGAGUGAAAAUGAAAGGAGAAGCACCAGUAGUGGAUCUUCCACUGAGUUGAUCCCCAGGAGGAACCCUGAUGAAACUAUUUGA